AAAUCUCCGAAUCGUAAAGAUAAGCUUGCUGUUGGCGGUGUGUAUUUUCGAAUCUUUUUGCUUAGUUUCUGAAGAGGGAACGACUAAGCUUUAAUACCCAAGGAUAUUCAAAGCAGAGCAGCAUUUUUUAUCUUGACGAUGAAAGUGUAUAUACUUUCGAUCCUGUACGGAGUGAUUCAGUGCCUCACAGGUAAGCUUAACAUAGAUUUGUCGUUCCUGUGUUGAAAAUUCGAAUGUUAUUGAAAAUAUUAUCAACCCCACGUUAUACUUUGGAAUAACCGAACAUUUUGGCAAACAUUAUUAUAAGGAAACCGAAAAACAUAAAACCCACAGUUUUCGAUAUUCUAAACUUGAUUGCAGAGCGAGAGAUUCAAUAUCCAUAAAAAACCUAAUUCAACUGCAAAUUACAAUGCCCCUUCUUAGACACAAAGGAUGUUACGAAUUUCAGGCAAAUGAAGGCAAAUGACGGAAAUUCGCUUCGAACACGACGUCGGUUUACCAGCAAAGCAGAUGUGUAAAUUACAUGGUAAUUAGCUUUCUGAAAUCAAGAAAUUUUGUCAGCUCCAUUAAGAAAGUGACUCAAGUUUCUUUACCUGAGGGACAUGUCGUGAUUUCACUCAGUUGAUUGUCCUAAUAGUUAAAUUUUAAAUCAGAAAUGUCCAGCUAGGUCAGGUAUUUUAGACAUCCGUUACGACUGAUUCCGUUUGCCACUUCUGAAAAAAACACUUAAAGACAAACCAAAAAUAGAAAAUGAUGUCCCUCCUUUUCCUGGAAAAUUAGCGAAAUGAUCUAAUCUGGCAUAUUCCGCAUUCAUUUAAUUUUUGUCUUUGGCUUCAGUGGUUCGUUAGAGUUAUCGUUGAACAAUUUUCUUUCUCUUAAAUUGGAUUAAUCAAAGCGAUGAAGAAACCCUCGAUACUUUAUCUUUGUUAUCUUGUGAUUCACUGCGUCACAGGUCAGUCAAACAGUACUUCGAUUAGGAGGUGGUGAGUUUUUGAACAUGAUUUAUUACCGGCCAAUUAAAAGUCCUACCUCAGUGUUCAAAACGAUCGUUAAUCAGAAAACCUGAAGAACGGAAAAAGAAUGUUAUAUUUUUAGUAUUUUUCAAACCACGUUUUAUCAAUGAGCAGGUCAAAAGUCUUAAAUAAAUGCUGGAACGACAGUUUAGACGGACGAUGUUUUUCCUGACGAAUUGUAUAUCACACUUUUUUAGAAGAAUUGCAAAGCGGGAGUGGAUAGUCAAGUAGUGAAGCUAUAUAAUAGAUUGAUAUGCAGAAAGAGUAUGCUUACACAGGGCAGUUGAAUGCAUGGUGCGCCUUUCCAGUCAAAAUUCAAAUUAUUUCAAAAUGGGAUGAAAUGUUUCUAUUUCUGUGCCAUAUUUUCUAUUUUAACUUUACAGUUGCUACUAUGCAGUGACUGGCAAACUGAUGACUCCGUUCUUCAAGAUUUCAGGACAAUUGUUAUGAACUGCAUUAAAAAUUGUUUUAACUAAGUGUUUGGGAAUUGCUUAGGCCUGUUAUAUUGUAGUGAAAUCCUCGUGCGAGUCUUGUGAGCCUUAGUUUGUCAUGUGCUGCCAGAUCACGCAUUAUUUUGAGAGUAGUGUCCUUGACCGUUUUAGUGUGGCUUAAUACACGUGCAAUAAUCGUCACCGCUAAUCGUGUUUGGGUUUGUCCUUUAACUUUCUUAGAGUCCUCGACGGGGAUUUUUGUUUAGGUUUUAGUUCUCUCUUGUUCUCGUAGAUUGGUCGUUAUUAAGAGAGGAUGUCAGCAUCUAUCAAACAAAUUUGAAAUAAUGUGGCAAGUCGCCCAAAAUUCGUUUUCUCUCCAACUUUCGUAUUUUUUAGCCCAAUAUGUCCUUAUAAUUGUGGUGUAGUUUUUUUGUGAAAAUUUAUUUUCGUUUUUGAGAAAUGAUUGUUUUCUUUCGACCGCUCAAAUAUGCAAAUUUUCACCCUGAAUAUUACCCGAGUUGUGUGUCCUCGUGUAACGAAUUUACUUAACGGUAUUUCUGCUGGAAUAAUCCUUUGUUUUAUCAUCUAAACUUGAUCCCCUGUCAUUAUUGAAGCUGGCAAAGACGUAUUUAUUUUUUGGUGAAAUUUUUGUCCGACAUACUUUUUCUACGUCGAAAAGUAGCAUCAAAACAAAGACAGUUUUAACAAUGACCGAUAUGACAGAGUCUACUGAGCUUCUUGCUUUUGAAAGACAAAAGGACGGUUAUAAAGGGACGUCUACAAAACGAAGACCGAAGACCGAAGACCGAAGACCAAAGACCGAAGACCGAAGACCGAAAAACGAAGACCCUAAUUUUUUUGCCCGAAUAAGGCACGGACAGUUAAAAAACCAAGCCAAAGCGUUCCUAACAUGCCUAACUAACCGUUCCUAACUUCCUUUACAAAAUAUGUGCAAUUUUUAUAGUGUCUUUUUAUAUUCAGUUAUAACCUGUCAGUUUUAAGAAUCCUUGUUUGAAAGCGUUAAGAAUUGAGGCACAGCAUGCAGAAACCUCGGCAUCACUGCUUCUAUUUAAGAGAUUCCAGGCAAGAUAAGCACAGUUUCUAAACUCCUAUAUCUACCUUGAUUUAACAAAAGGUACCUAAAGAAAUUGAUCAUAAUACUAUACUUCUAACAUAAAGCUUUUUGCAGAGAUCAUUCCGUGCGGAAAAUCGUAUCUCAAGGAAGCGAAAAUUACUGUACUAUAUGUCUUUUCGGACCAACAAUUGUAUCAAAAGCAUAUCAAUGUAAUCGUGUACUCUAAAAUUUAAUUAAUAUUGUUUACAUAAUGAAGGAAAAGCAUGUUUGAAAAUAAACUUUAAGUGCAAGCGCGUGAGCCGAUCUGAAGCUUUCUCAAACCAUGCACGAUCUCAAAUAAAUCAAGGAAAACCGUUUUACAUCGCCGAUAGCUUCAUUUUCGAGGAAUUCGAAAAUAAAAGCUAGCACCAUAACUGACUCAGUGACAGGUUUCGCAUAUGGUUUAUGUCAGUGGGCGACAGGAUCGGAAACUCACGCCCACGAACCGAAGCUCCGUCAUUAAAUUGGAUAGCUCGUUCUAAAUCAGGAGCUCCGAAAUCAUGACCCCGUCGGGCAGCACAUACCCCUAUAGGCAAUGUAUAGGAGUUCCCCCCCCCCCUUUCCCCGGGGUCUGACAAAGCGUUUUAGCAAGGAUCUUCGUUUUAUAGAUUCAGGGGGCUUUUUCUACAAAACGAAGACCCCAUUGAUUUCGCGUCAAUUGGCGUCUGACAAAGCGUUUUAGGGAGGGUCUUCGUUUUAUAGAUUCAGGGGUCUUUUCUACAAAACGAAGACCCCCUUGAUUUCGCGUCAAUUGGGGUCUAACAAAGCGUUUUAGUAAGGGUCUUCGUUUUGUAGAUUCAGGGGGUCUUUUCUACAAAACGAAGAUCCCCGUUAUUUUCACAUCUGUUUGCUUGGUUUUUUAACUGUCCGUGCCUUAUUCGGGCAAAAAAAAUAGGGUCUUCGUUUAUCGGUCUUCGGUCUUCGGUCUUCGUUUUGUAGACACCCGGUUAUAAAGUUACUGUAAAAAUUUCGAAUGUGAAUAUAUGAAAGUCAUAUAUUUGCAAUGCGGAUAAAGACGUUAACAUGAAAAAGAUCUUCGCAGUAAUGAACACUACUUGAGCAUUAUGCCGGCAGAAAUACCGGAGGUCAAGUAAAUUCGUUACAUGAGGUCACACAUCAUCAUCAUGCCCUUUACGCCUAACAGGCAUGUAGGGCAGCAACGUGUUCCCUCCACAUCUGGCGAUCCCUUGCCAUGAACUUGAUGCCCUCCCAGGUCUUCCCCAUCUCCUUUAUUUCCUUCUCAACUGUCCGUCGCCAUGUGAUCUUGGGGCGACCCCGCUUGCGUUUCCCUUCUGGCGUCCAAUGCAUAGCAGUUUUUGCAAUGGAAGCUUCUUGACGGGUGACAUGGCCAAUCCACCUCCAGCGUCUCCUCAUCAGAAUGGUAGCCAUUGAUUCGGUUCCACACCGUUCAAAAAGAUCUUUGUUGGAAAUGAAAUUACGCCAAAAGAUGCGUAAAAUACGCCGAAGGCUUUUGGUGUGAAAAGUGGAGAGUUUUGAUAGAUCCUUCUCCGUUAAGCGCCAACAUUCUGAGCCAUACAGGAGGGUUGUAAGGACGCAGCUAUGAUAGAGCUUCAGCUUGGUACGAGUACUAUAGGUGGAAGAACGCCAUACCUUAUUCAUCAUAUUGAGCAAAUUUCUGGCCUUGUUGAGACGGCUUUGGAUGUCCAGGUCAGUUCCUCCAUCUCUACUGAUGAUACUGCCGAGGUAGGUAAAUCUGUCUGUGUAAGGAAGCUCUUCGUUAUUAAUCUGGACUGGUCGUGUGUUGGUAGCGUUCAGUGCCAUAAUUUCAGUCUUCUUGCUGCUGAUGUUCAGGCCAACUUGCUUUGCAAAGGUGUUGAGGCGAUGCGUCUUCUCUUGUAUGUGGGUGUGGGUGUGUGAUAGUAAGGCUAGAUCGUCUGCGUAGUCCAGGUCUUCCAGGUAGGAGAAAGGUGUCCAUCUGAUUCCCCUGACCUGAUCCUCAGUGGUGUGAUGCAUGAUCCAGUACACAACAAGGUUGAAAAGAAAUGUAGACAUUACACACCCCUGCCUGACACCAGUGUGAACUUCAAAUAGGAUGUCACCAUCACCAACACAGCAGGUAAAGUUGUCAUAGAAGCUUUUGAUGAUCUCAACAAGGUGGAAGGGGAUUCCAUAUGCUCGUAAUAACUUCCAGAGGCUGUGCCGGUGCACACUGUCAAAGGCCUUGGCGAAAUCUACAAAGUUGAUAUAGAGAGUUCGCUGCCAUUCGGUACUCUGUUCAAUAAUAUUUCUCAGUGUGAAAAUAUGAUCAAUACAGCCCCUUCCUCUCCUGAAACCUGCCUGUUCUUCACGAAGUCUAUGGUCCACAGCCAGUGAUAAGCGCUUCAUGAUGACCUUCGCUAAGAUCUUGCUAGGGGUGGAUAAUAGUGUAAUGCCACGCCAGUUGUUACAGUCAGACAGAGCUCCUUUCUUUGGUAUCUUGAUGAUGACACCCUUAUUCAAUCGUCAGGAAUUUUCCUUCUGUCUCAUAUGGUGUUGAAAAGUGGCUGCAAUAUGCUUGCCGUAGUCACAGCGUCUGCCUUGAACAGUUCAGCAUUGAGGCGGUCUUUGCCAGGUGCCUUGUGGUUUUUUAGAGAAUUAAUGGCUGCAAUGAUCUCUUCUGUCUUUGGUGGUCCGGUGUCAACACUUAGGGGGUCACACGACUCGGGUAAUAUUCAGGAUGAAAAUUUGCAUAUUUGAGCGGUCGAAAGAAAACAAUCAUUUCUCGAAAACGAAAAUAUAUUUUCACAAAAAAAUUACACCACAAUUAUUAGGACAUAUUGGGCUACAAAAUAUGAAAGUAGGAGAGAAAAAGAAUUUUGGGUGACUUGCCGCUGUUUGUCUGAUGCAUGUUGACAGUAACUCUUAAGUACUUGGUUAAGCUUUGUAAAUAGCUUCAAGAGCAAUUCCGCUACGAGGAAAAAGUACUGAAAGAGUGCUUCGGUUAUUGCACAGCUGAGAGAGAUCUGAUAACUUACAAGGUCACUUCUAAUUCUGCUUUUAUGCAACAUUGCACAUCCGGUUAUUUUUCUUUUCCAUUUCUUUCCACGAUUUAACAGUAUUUUGCCAAGGAGGGUAUACUAAAAUUGUUUCUAAACCAAGUGAUCCCCUGAUUGCCCGUAGCGAAGACAAAGCUACGCUUAAUUGGACGCUUGAGCUGCCUCCCUCAGAGACAUGGAGCAGUAGCAUAUUUGAGGUGAUGUUUGGAAUCUGGAAACAUCCAGGAUUCCUGAAAACAAAACUCUUGGUCAUCGAUAGACACGGUGAAGUACUGAUAAGACCAAACUACGAAAAGAAAAUUAGCUGCGACUUUAACAUGUCCAAGCUUCAAGUUGCAUUCAUACUCCAUAAUUUAACCAUGAAGGACGAGAAUCAUUACUGUCUUCAGGUUGAGCUUGGCCUUCAUCAGCCUCCUUUGACGGAUCCUGUGAUGCUUCUUCUUGAGGGUAAUAUAUUUGUUACCUUUCAUUUGCACUGGGAUGCCACAGACCCGGACGAGGGGGUAUGUUCUGGGUAUGUGCCGCUGGCCACGCAGAGCCUCUUAACCAUAGUCAAUCAGUGGCCAAUAAUGGAUCUCAUUUUAGCCGCUUUUAAGAAAAUGUAAUUUUCGCGAUCCCAACUUAGUCACAUUCUGUUUAAGUACCUUUUAAAGCAUUUUAAGAAGGUCAUUAUAACAUGAAUUGACAUAUUUGUUAAUCCCCACUUACCAGAAUCUUCUCACCUCCAAAAUCCCCAAAAUGUGCGACCCUAUUCUAAUGACUACAAGAAAAAUGUUGCCCAAUUAUAGUCAAUCAAUUAUAGCCGUGAAAAUGUGAGUCCAUCCAGUGGCACAUCCCCAUAAGCUUAUAACUAGAAAGUACUCCUCCCCCCCUGGGGGCCACAGAUUGCUCCCCCAUCCUAUCACAUAAUCAUGUCGUGGCUGCAAAGUGCAUAGAUUUUGCCAUGACUAUAUAGACAUACGUUCUUGCUUGAUUCAUAUAUAUGCAAAGGGAAAUAUCUAUUCCUUUGACCAGUGUUAAAGAGAAAUCUCAAACUGUUCUCAGUUAUCCUCCAGAUCUGUUGUAUUAACCAUGCAGAGCCUUACAAAGAACUUACGUUGUAAAAUACGUACAGGCUAUGGUCAGUCACACCCGAGACAAAAAGUUGGCUUUCCUUCUCUGAAAUUCACUUCUGAUUUAGAAAAACCUAACUCUCAAAUAUCUAAACAGAUCCUCCUAAGAUAACUAGUCCAAAACAGGAAAAUUUUUCCGUGAACAUUGGGGACAACUUGCGAAUAAACAGCCAAGCAAAGGGUCUUCCUGCACCUAACAUAACAUGGACGAAACAGGGGCGAAUUUUUGGUAAUGAUACAUUGGUUCUCAAUCGAGUAACGCCAAACGACAGCGGAGUCUACCUGUGCAGCGCUCACAACCAGGCUGGUGAAGAUCAUAAGGAGAUUGUGGUUACGGUUUUGGAGCAUAAUUAUGGAUCGCAAAAGCUAACAGGUAAUUUGUUUGUCGACUUAAAUACCUAUGAACUAGAUUACUAAUGCAUAUACCUGUGUUGAACGAUUUGAAAAUAUCAAACACUCCCCCACUGUAGAAGUCGAAUGGGAUCAUUAUCUAUUCAAGGAGUUAGUUUCUCUGAUCUUUUUUAAGCUAAGGAUUUCUUUCGCGCAAGUCAUGCUAUCAACCACAUCAUUGUCCCUGUAAUUUUAAGUAGUCCACGUUACUCUAACAAGGUCCUGCAAUUUGAUAUCUUCUCCUGAUAUCGAUCAUUGGUUCGAUUAGCUUCUCUAUACAUUAAAAAAAAGUGCAAAAUUUUCAAUUUUCUGAAUUGGCCAAGCCGCUCAUCCACAAGUUAAUAACAGACAGAUUGAUAACCGAGGUGGCCUCCCCCCAGCCUCUCCUCCCGUCUUUGAGGUCUCUUGCUGUUGAAUUUGUAUUAAUUUUACUUCUGAAGUUGCUAAGAAAUGAUGACGACGAUGAUGGUGAUGAUAAUCAUCCUUCCUGCUAAAGUGCUUUCUUACUUUUUUUCCAGUUCCCCAUAUGCCAACACAAACAUCACACGAUAGAGGAAGUCUUGUGUGGUUAUUUCCGGUAGUCAUAGGUGUGUCAGUUUUAUUAAUAGCUGCAGUGGUUAUCUUUCGCUUGCGUGGGCGCUACUGCGAAAGGAAUCUCGCUUAUGGGCAGCAUAUUGAUGAAGAAACAGGUGAGCACUCCACAACUGCCAAGAUCGAGCUUAGAGACGAUGAGGCGACUGCGGGUUAGUGACUGAGAGACGAUAGAAAAGCGGGCAAACAGGAAACAGAGUAUACCUUGAUCAUACUCUAUCAUGGAGUGCACCAUUAGCUGGUAUACCGAAAUAGUAGCAAAAGCAGCGAUACAAUUUAUCAAACUUUUUUCUCUUUCUCAACUUCCUGCCGGUUUCUGCUCCUAAGCCUCUAAAUUGUCUCCACUGACCCGAUAGUUAGAAAUAAAACUUGCGUCAUUGUAGUGCGCUGUAAGUGUGCUUUAAAAUGAUUGCUAAGGAAAAUAGAAAACUUUAAAACAGAUCAAUUUUUGUUAUUGAAGGAAGAGAAUUUUUUCAUCGAGAAAAUGAGAAAUAAGUUGCUUUGACAAAAACCAUCUACUAGUCUUUGAACAACAAUCUGACGCACCCAUUUGAUGAGUGCAUCGGUUCUCAAAAUCCUUUGUUUUACAAUGUGAGUUCGGAACACAACCCAAUCACUGAAAAGAAUUCCAAGAACUUGCAACUGAAGAGUUUGUUACCGAAAGUAGCAUGGAAUGGCUUCGUAGGAGAGAACUUUUUAAAAAUUCAAACCUAUAAUCCGGCCUAAUAUUAGUAAAUACAGCAAGAAUGCAAUUUUUUGUGCUAUAUGUAUAAAUAUUUUUUUCAAAACACUUUUUAACAACACGUUUCCUUGUAUAAGAUGCAAAACAUUUGCCUUUUAAGCAUGGUCGAUUGUACUAAAUGGUAGACAGUCAAUUCCGUACAAAACUAUUAAAGCAAUUUAAUCAAAUGUAAUGUGCCUUUUCAGUUCUUUUAGAAAUGUUUAUGAGUUCAAUCCUGUAGUUUCAGUAAACCAUCUCGAAAACGGAAAGUGCUUUCGAGCUUAAAGCAAUAAAGGAAGUGAC
Molecule: messenger RNA, 8671 nt
Organism: Pocillopora meandrina
Lineage: Eukaryota; Metazoa; Cnidaria; Anthozoa; Scleractinia; Pocilloporidae
Source: the annotation of a GenBank genome assembly